Lasiosphaeria miniovina is the source of this 215-nucleotide messenger RNA. RefSeq lists its product as uncharacterized. The transcript is spliced from 5 exons. The record is from RefSeq and is a predicted model, not a curated record. The annotation marks the transcript as partial. Lineage: Eukaryota; Fungi; Ascomycota; Sordariomycetes; Sordariales; Lasiosphaeriaceae.
CUGGCGCAUGCUGCCAUUUUCGGCGGCUUUAACACCCCGUCGGAGAUCAUCCGUUCCAGGGGCAUCCGGGAUCUGGGUAUAUGCCGCCACGUUUCGAACCUGGAUAGAGGACUUCGUAACUAACAAGCCUGUAUUCAAAGCUACAGAAAGGAAGAAGGACGAGCAGGGAACUGAUGUGGAGCGCGCAGACUACAGCUUAAAAUAUAUAUAUGGGG